Molecule: messenger RNA, 933 nt
Organism: Nicotiana tabacum (common tobacco)
Lineage: Eukaryota; Viridiplantae; Streptophyta; Magnoliopsida; Solanales; Solanaceae
Source: RefSeq, a predicted model, not a curated record
AUGAAUUUAUCAGGGAAGAUUAUUCUCAGAGACUUAAUCUGCAAGCGUCAUGGAAGGAAGCAUGGGCAUGAAGAGAAGAAAAAGAGUGUUGCCACCAAAUCAACUAUUGUUGAGUCAGAAGGUGAAGAUGAAGAAGAAGAAGAAGAAGGAGACAAACAUCAAAAUAAUAUUGCAUUAUUUUCUAGAGUUGUCUCUAACACGAUGCGAAGAAGCAAGAAUAAUAGAAGAGGCAAAUCAAGUUCUAGAAAAGGUAAUGAAAUAGGUGAGCAGAAAAAUAAUGAUAGAAAAUGCUACGAAUGCGGAAAUUAUGGUCACAUCCAAGCCAACUGUCCAGAACUAAAAAGAAAACUAUCCAAGGGCAAUCGGAAGAGAAAAUCUUCCAGCUUAUGGGGUGAUGAAUAUAUGCCAGAUAAUGAUCAUAGUGGAGUUGCCAACCUUUGUUUCAUGGCACAAAGUGAAACAACUAGGAAAAGAAAAUCUUUUGGUGCCUGGAGUGAUGAAGAUAUAUCAGACAACGAUCAUGAGGAAUCUACAAGCAACCGCUUCAUGAACCCAAGUGAAACAAAACAAGCUUUAGAGGAUAUGAGAAAAAUUCUUGAUGAGCUCAAGAAGACUAAACGGGAGAAGAUGAACUGGGAGACCCAACUUGAAGAAUAUAAUAAGUUAAAAAAGGAAAAGGAAGAGUGGGAUAUUCUACUCGAAGAUUAUCAGGAUGAAAAUGACUUACUUCAAGAAGAAAAUGCGGAACUUCGCAAACAAAUGAAUAGUUGGCACAAAUCUUCCCGUCAUCAUUUUGAUCGACAGAACAAGCGGUCUCAUUUUCUUAAUAACUUCAAGUUGACUGAUAAGGGAUCUACUAGUAGACGCCCUACCUCAAACAAGUCGACUCAGAAAAGCUUCAAGUCGACUAAGGCACCUGCUGGAAUUCCUUAG